AUGCUAUUCAACAACAGCCUAUACGGCAGCCUGCCACCCACCCUCUGGAACCCCACCAAGCUGACCUUUGUCGAGGUAUCCUCCAACUACUUGAACGGGUCGGUCCCUCAGCCUCCUGCCGGCCGCUCCGCUCAAUUCAGCCACAGCAGCAACUGCCUGGAACAGACUCCCUCCCAGCGCCCCACAGACCAGUGCUCGCGCUUCUAUUCCAACGUGCCCGCUCUCAUACAAUCUGGUACCCCUUCCCCCUCCCUCACUCUCCUUGGCACUGCUGCUCGCGCUUCUACUCCAACCUGCCCGCUCUCAUGCAAUCCGGUAGCAAUCCCCUUCCCCUCCCCACCGCUCUCCCCCCCCACAUUCCCCCUCUCCCCUUUUCCAUCUCUCCUCUCUCCCCUCAUUGCUUUCACAGUGCAACGUUGCUCCCAUGGCACCUUUUAUACAUCUCCAAGGGUACUCAUGUUUCUCGCUCAGCCAUUUCACUUGGACUCGCCAUGUGCCAUGCAUCACGUGCCAUACAUCAUGCAUCACGCGCACCAUACACCAUGCACCAUACACCAUGCACCAUAA
Messenger RNA from Closterium sp. Yama58-4, 567 nucleotides. The record is from the annotation of a GenBank genome assembly. NCBI's taxonomy places the organism in Eukaryota, Viridiplantae, Streptophyta, Zygnematophyceae, Desmidiales, Closteriaceae.